AUGGACCAAGCUGGCAAUGUCCUCUGUGACAAAUGUCAGCGGAUUCAGAUUGAUGACAGAGUGCUCAGCGAUUAUAUUCGCAGACUCCCAGAUGGUAGCAAGUAUUCCGACAAAACCGGGAAAUCGGAAGAGAUUCUCGUUCCAAUAGCCAGUUGGACUGACUAUCCGCCCGAGUUGCCUAAGUUACAGGAGUCGCAUGUCAAGACAGGUUGCAUAUUCUGCAAAUACCUUCGGGAGGCAAUUCUACUUUCCAAGGUUGAGUUCCAGGGAUCCCCUAUACAUAUCGAUCUUUCACAUAACUGGUUCAACGAUGCAAUCUUUCUGGGCAAGGGUGAUAUAACUCGGGAUUGCAAUUAUUCCGGUAUAGUAGGGCAUGUUACAGACGGAGAAGCGAAGUAUGGCAUAUACUUCAGCCCUGCGUCCGACGAUUUUCAAAUAUCCCAAUUAUUAGGCAUAUAUAGCACCCCAAAGCCGAUGGCUCUAUGUGAAGAGAAUGUCUCGUGGGCCACAAACCUCCUCGAAAACUUGGACCAUACUUCAGCUGCGCAGGAUCCUGAUCAUGGGGUUCUUCCGACCAGGCUACUUGACAUCGGAGAAACCGGCACAUUAAAUCCCCGUCUAGUAUCAACAUCAAAAGAAACAGUACCGAUAUCAUAUUGUGCCCUCAGCUACUGCUGGGGUCCUCUUCCACAGCUAACGACAACUAAGUCGACUUUCCAACAAUAUUCGUUACAAGGCAUCCCCUUCCAGGAGUUGACGAAAGUUUUCAAAGAUGCCAUUGAAGUUUGCCAUACGUUUGGGAUUCGGUACCUUUGGAUAGAUUCUCUGUGUAUCAUCCAAGAUGACCCAAGUGAUUGGGAAAGAGAGACGACAAUGAUGCACCAAGUUUACCGCAAUUCAUAUUUCACCAUAUGUGCAUUAUCUUCCGACUCAACCCAUGUCAGCUUUUUACAGAGGAAUCAGCAUAGGCUUGAGCUGAACUUUAUAUCAUCGUUAGAUCCGGCAAUUUCGGGGAAAUUCACCUUGGAAUUCCAAGGAUUUUCACGUGAAGAUGCUUUGCCGACCCUUUAUAGAGUCGAACUCUUCUUUAAUGAAUGGUCCACACGGGGUUGGACAUUUCAGGAAGAUGAGAUGUCUAAGAGAGCGCUUUAUUUCACGAAAUCACAGUUGUUUUUUAGGACUGGAGAUCAAUACUUCACCGAAGAUGGAUGGAGCUCUACGUCAUUCAGACCUACGCUCAGGACAAGUCCAACGCUCGAAAAUUGGUAUGGAAAAAUGCUUGGGUUCCGGAAGAAAAAGUUUGCCAACGCACAAGACGUAUUCCCGUCUCUUUCGGGCAUCGUGAGAGAGUACAUCAGAUACCAUGGCGAUACAUAUGUCGCUGGACAUUGGAAAAGUGACUUUCUCCGAGGGUUGCUUUGGCAUUCCGUAACUUAUGGACUGGAGGAAGGUCGAGAGACUCUCUUGAGAAACCUAUCAUUUCCUCGUCAGUACAUCGCUCCCUCGUGGAGCUAUCUAAGCAGGACUGAACCUGGAGAACACGGUAUCAAUUUCCAUCAGAUCCAUCAGCGAAGAGAGGGGCACUUCCGCAGCAUGGUCGAAAGUGCGGAUGCCUGGACGACGCCUGCCGGACAAGAUCCUUAUGGAAGAAUUCUCGGAGGAACGGCACGUAUCAGGGGGAAGGUUAUCACAUGUCCGUCCGAUUUGUCAAAGAUACAUGAUGACAUCUUCAGAACCAGUGACAUCUUCCAAAUUCGUGUUGAUGGGGCAUAUGCUGCUACCUGCCAACUGGAUUGGCCGGUCAACGGUGAUUGGGAAUCCAGCCAAGACUUGUCCCUGCUGUUCCUUGCAAGCACUUGUCACCGUUGGCAAGAUGGUCGUCCCACAACUCAUUAUCUUGGUAAGCAAGGCAACAAAGAUGAAAGCGGAGGCAGCGAGAGCAGUAGCAAUGAUAGAAGCGGCAGAAGCGAUAGCAGUCAAGUUGGAGAGUCAACCCAAGGAGAACACGGCGGUAGCGAGCAGCAACCAUUUGCUAUUGAAGAGUCCACCGGGUCAUUAGAGUUACUAAGUAUCAAAGAACCGGUCGCAUCAGAAAUCGAAAACAAAGAAAACGAAGGGAUAAGCCGUUGCUGCGAGUCGGGUUGCGCCGGGAGCAGUCCUCAACUUACGGGUGAUAAAACCGACUCCGACUUGUCGUCCAGCGAGACCUCGCAUGAGCUUUGCCCUGUUUGCGGCCACUGCAUGAAAUGCUGCACAAGUGAAGUUAAUCGCCAUGCGUGGGGCCUGAUUAUCCAUCCAGCACUGGAGCCGGGUAAAUAUUUUAGGGUUGGGGUCUUCACCUCACGGUCGGAUGGCCCUGGAAGCAACUGCGGUACUCGUUUGUUCGAUCAAGCAGACCAUCAGGAGAUUGAUAUCAUCUGA
This is a messenger RNA of Clonostachys byssicola, 2421 nucleotides long. The record is from the annotation of a GenBank genome assembly. Lineage: Eukaryota; Fungi; Ascomycota; Sordariomycetes; Hypocreales; Bionectriaceae.